Molecule: messenger RNA, 732 nt
Organism: Dentiscutata erythropus
Lineage: Eukaryota; Fungi; Glomeromycota; Glomeromycetes; Diversisporales; Gigasporaceae
Source: the annotation of a GenBank genome assembly
AUGUCAAAUUCGGCAGAUUCCGACGAUGAUUAUAUGUCUUCGAAAUACCUUACGGAGUUAUCGUCGUCUUUAACUACGAGACCAAAAACUUACUCGGAGCUCCGUCGUCAAAAGCUCUCAUCCAAAUCUGGUUAUACAAAACCCUUGCGAGAACGGGAGAAGGAAAGUCGAGAACAAGGUCUUUCAAAACGCAUAGAUGAGGAAGACAAUGCAGAAUCCCCAGGGUUAAGACUAUUAAAAAAAAUGGGAUAUGAAAAAGGAAAACCUCUGGGAAAAGAUUCUAGUGGAAUUACAGAGCCAAUAAGCAUCGAAAUGAAAUCGGAUAAAUCUGGUCUAGGAUUGUCUACCGAACUUAAGCAUAAGGCUGAAACGGAACUUGCUAAAAAAGUGAAACGAGCAAAAAUUAGCGAAGAGUCAUUUAUCGAACGUGUGCGCCAAGAGCAUGUUGAAAAAAAGACUAAUGCACGAUUAAAUAAAGCACAGAGAGUAUGUGAAAAUUUAGAUACAAGAAAGGGUAUAAUGGAUAAUGUUUUCUGGUUUAGCAAAGAAGAUGAAGAAAUCGACGAAGAACCUUCGGAAUUUGAAAAACUAUCGUCAGAGGAAAAGUUUGACUGUGUUUUAAAAUAUAUACGAGAAAAGUAUAAUUAUUGUUUUUGGUGUGGAUGUGAAUAUAGUGACGUUAAAGAGCUAGAACAAUUAUGUCCUGGAAUUAAUGAGGAUGAUCAUGAUUGA